Messenger RNA from Salvelinus namaycush (lake trout), 8582 nucleotides. Its product is annotated as unconventional myosin-XVIIIa-like. Gene Ontology annotation, cellular component: myosin complex. The record is from RefSeq and is a predicted model, not a curated record. Bases 278 to 6439 code for a protein of 2053 amino acids. Lineage: Eukaryota; Metazoa; Chordata; Actinopteri; Salmoniformes; Salmonidae. Gene Ontology annotation, molecular function: cytoskeletal motor activity; protein binding; ATP binding. The transcript is spliced from 40 exons.
AACGCAGCUGCUUUCUAGCACGAGCUGCAUCCCAUCAACACAGCUGCCUCAGAUUCGAACACACCAGUGUCAACACACCGAUACAGAGGAAGAACACACUGAAAACGGGCAUUUUAAUUAGUGGCAGCUUAAUCCCUUUUUAGAGGUUACGAAAGACUGGACCCCCCAAAAAACUGGACCUCUGCCUCUGUAUGGAACAUUCCCCCUUGCCUGAGGAAACAGGAGCCAAACCGGUAGGACGACCCACUCUGUGGAGCAACACAGCAGGCACACCACCAUGUUCAGCCUGAUCAAAAAGGACAAGGAGAAGGAUGGAGGGAAGAAGGAUAAGAAGGACAAGAAGGAGAGGAUGUCUGCGGCGGAGCUGCGCAGCCUGGAGGAGAUGAGCAUGAGGCGUGGCUUCUUCAACCUCAAGAGGGAGUCCAAGCGGGAUUCCAAGAACAAGCUGGAGAUCUCCAACCCCAUUCCCAUCAAGGUGGCCAGCAGCCACGAGCUCAGCCUCACUGACAUUGAGUCAGACGGCCUGAGCAACCGCAGUAGCAUGGUGCUGGACGCAGACGGCCUGAGCGCUGCCAGCUCCACCGACGACCUAAAGGGCGAUGGGGGUGGCUGUCUGGACAAGGACCGGGGCUCGGUGCGAGACCGCGUGGCCCACUUUGGCUCAAUGGCCAAGCACAACUCCUCUCAGGUCAUGAAGCGUUUCUCCUUCUCUCAGAGGAGCAAAGAGGACAGCCCCUCAGAGACCUCCACGCCCUCGGGACAGAACUCAGCCACUCCGUCCCCGCAGGUGGAGAACAAGGUGUUCGAACCGCAGCACAAGCACAGCCUCCAGCAGCCGGGGCCGGGGGUCGGGCCAGCACCUUGGCCAGUACCGGUCAAGAAGGCCCGCAUCCCUGAGGUGGUGGACAAGACCUUCCCUGCUGACCUGAGGCUCCCAGCCGUCAUCCCUCCACAGUCUCCGGAGCCGCGGGAGCUGGAGCUCCAGCGCCGUAACACGGGCGACUUCGGUUUCUCCCUGCGCCGCACCACCAUGUUGGACCGCGGGGCCGACGGAGGGGUCUACCGGAGGGUGGUGCACUUCGCCGAGCCCGGGGCCGGCACUAAGGACCUGGCCCUGGGGCUGGUGCCGGGAGACCGUCUGGUGGAGAUCAACGGGGGAAACGUGGAGAACAAGACCAGGGACGAGAUUGUGGAGAUGAUCCGUCAGUCUGGGGACACGGUGAGGCUGAAGGUGCAGCCCAUCCUGGAGCUGAGUGAGCUGAGCCGCUGCUGGCUGAGGAACACAGACGGCCAGCGACGGGAGGCCUUGGAUGUGAAGACAGAGGAGCAGAUAGCCGCAGAGCAGGCAUGGUACGGCUCAGAGAAGGUCUGGCUGGUCCACAAGGAUGGCUUCUCCCUGGCGACGCUGCUGAAGACGGAGGCAGGAUCUCUGCCGGAGGGGAAGGUGAAGAUCAAACUGGAACAUGAUGGGACAGUACUGGACGUAGAUGACGAUGACGUGGAGAAGGCGAACCCCCCGUCGUUUGACCGCUCUGAGGACCUGGCCUUGCUGCAGUACCUCAAUGAGUCCAGUGUGAUGCACUCCCUGCGGCAGCGCUAUGGGGGAAACCUCAUCCACACACAUGCCGGGCCCAACAUGAUCAUCAUCAAUCCCCUCAGCGCUCCCUCCAUGUACUCUGAGAAGGUGAUGCACAUGUUUAAGGGUUGCAGGAGAGAGGACACGGCACCUCACAUCUACGCAGUGGCUCAGUCGGCCUACAGGAACCUGUUGACCACGCGUCAGGACCAGUCCAUCGUGCUGCUGGGGAAAAGCGGCAGCGGCAAGACCACCAACUGUCAACACCUGGUCCAGUACCUGGUCUCCAUUGCUGGCAGCACCGGAAAGAUAUUCUCUGGGGAGAAGUGGCAGGCAGUAUUUACCAUCCUGGAAGCAUUUGGAAACAGCUCCACCUCCAUGAACACCAACGCUAGCCGCUUCUCUCAGAUUGUCUCUCUGGACUUCGACCAGGCUGGCCAGGUGGCUUCCGCAUCCAUACAGACCAUGCUGCUUGAGAAGCUGAGAGUGACCAAACGGCCGGAGACUGAGUCCACCUUCAACAUCUUCUACUACAUGAUGUCCGGAGCUGACAGCACUCUCAGAACGGAGCUGCACUUUAACCACUUUGCAGAGAACAGCGCCUUCGAAAUUGUGCCUCAGUCUAAACUGGAGGACAAACAGAAGUCGUCUCAGCAGUUCACCAAGCUGCAGGCAGCCAUGAAGGUGCUGGGCAUCUCAGUGGAGGAGCAGAGGGCUCUGUGGCUCAUCCUGGGGGCCAUCUACCACCUGGGGGCCGCAGGGGCCACCAAAGCUGGCCGUAAGCAGUUUGCCCGUCAUGAGUGGGCCCAGAAGGCAGCCUACCUGCUGGGCUGCACCCUGGAGGAGCUCUCCUCUUCCACCUUCAAGCACCAGGUCAAGGGUGCCCUGCAGAGGUCCACCUCCUUCCGCGGGGGGCCCGACGAGGCCGGGGCAGGAGACAGCUCAGUCUCUAAGAUCACAGCCCUGGAUUGUCUGGAGGCCAUGGCUUCAGGCCUGUACUCAGAGCUCUUCACCCUCGUUAUCUCCCUCGUUAACAGAGCUCUGAAGUCCAGUCAGCACUCUCUGUGCUCUCUGCUCAUCGUGGACACACCGGGUUUCCAGAACCCUCGCAUGGCCAAGCGCCAGCGCGGUGCCACCUUCGAGGAGCUGUGCCACAACUACGCCCAGGAACGCCUGCAGACCCUGUUCCACGAACGCACCUUUGUACAGGAGCUGGAAAGAUAUAAGGAGGAAAACAUAGAGCUUGCAUUAGAUGACAUAGGGUCCAGUACCUCAAUGUCGGUAGCAGCUAUAGACCAAGCAUCAACCCAAGCGCUGGUGCGCACCCUGGCGAGGACAGAUGAAGCUCGUGGUCUGCUGUGGCUGAUGGAGGAGGAGGCUGUGCAGCCAGGGGGCUCUGAGGACACUCUGCUGGAGAGACUCUUCAGCUACUAUGGCCCCGACCAGGGGGACAACAAGGGACACGCCCUGCUCCUGAAGAGCGACAAGCCACAUCACUUCCUGUUGGGCCACAGCCACGGGACGGACUGGGUGGAGUACGAUGCUCAGGGUUGGCUGAGCCACGCCAGGCAGAACCCCGCCUCCCAGAAUGCUGCCACUCUGCUGCAGGACUCACAGAAGAAGAACAUCAGCAGUCUGUUCUCUAGUCGUAGUGGAGGGCCCACAGUGCUGUCUGGCUCCAUCGCAGGGCUAGAGGGGGGAUCUCAGCUGGCCCUCCGCAGAGCCACUAGCAUGAGGAAGACCUUCACCACCGGCAUGGCCGCUGUCAAGAAGAGGAGCCUCUGUAUCCAGAUCAAACUGCAAGUGGAUGCUCUGCUGGACACGGUGCGCAGGUCCAGGGUUCACUUUGUCCACUGCCUGCUGCCCAAGGCAGACGCGGUGGGAGUUGGCAUGGAGCCGCGUGUGGCCCACGGAGAGAGCUGCGACUCAGGCCUCAUGCAGCUGGAUGUGGGCCUCCUGAGGGCUCAGCUCCGUGGAUCUAAGCUUAUCGACGCCUUGCGCAUCUACAGACAAGGAUACCCUGAUCACAUGGUGUUCUCCGAGUUCCGACGGCGCUUUGACGUGCUGGCGCCCCACCUGACCAAAAAGCACGGACUUCACUACAUGGUCACAGACGAGAAGAGGGCUGUGGAGGAGCUGUUGGAGUCUCUGGACUUGGAAAACAGCAGUUACCACAUGGGCCUGAGCAGGGUGUUCUUCAGAGCGGGGACCCUGGCCAAACUGGAGGAGCAGAGAGAUGUCCAGACCAGAAGCAACAUCACCAUGUUCCAGGCUGCCUGCAGAGGAUACCUGGCCAGACAGGCUUUCAAGAAGAGGAAGAUCCAGGACCUGGCUAUCCGCUGUAUCCAGAAGAACAUCAAGAAGAACAAGGGAGUGAAGGGCUGGCCCUGGUGGAAGGUGUUCACCACAGUACGCCCCCUUAUAGAGGUCCAGCUCACAGAGGAGCAGAUACGUGGCAAAGACGAGGAGAUCCAGCAGCUGAAAGGGAGGCUGGAGAAGGUGGACAAGGAGAGGAACGAGCUGAGACUCAACAGUGACCGCCUGGAGAGCAGGAUCACAGAGCUGUCGUCGGAGCUGGCAGACGAGAGGAACACAGGAGAGUCGGCCUCUCAGCUGCUGGAGUCCGAGACCUCAGAGAGACUGAGACUGGAGAAAGACAUGAAGGACCUGCAGACUAAGUUUGACUCGAUGAAGAAGUCUAUGGACUCUAUGGAGAUGGAGGUGAUGGAGACCAGACUCCUCAGAGCCUCUGAGCUCAAUGGAGAGAUGGACGAUGACGACACAGGGGGAGAGUGGAGACUGAAGUAUGAGAGGGCCAUCAGAGAGAUCGAGUUCACCAAGAAGAGGCUCCAGCAGGAGUUUAAUGACAAGCUGGAGAUGGAGCAGCAGAACAAACGGCAGCUGGAGAGGAGGCUAAGUGACCUCCAAGCAGACAGUGAGGAGGUGCAGCGUACGGCCCAGCAGCUGAAGAAGAAGUGUCAGAGAUUGACGGCUGAGCUACAGGACACCAAGCUACACCUGGAGGGCCAGCAGAGCCGCAACCAUGACCUGGAGAAGAAACAGAGGAAGUUUGACUCGGAGCAGAACCUGUCUCAGGAGGAGGUCCAGAGGGAGAAGAAUCUUAGAGAGAAGCUGAGCAGAGAGAAGGACAUGCUGACUGGAGAAGUGUUCAGCCUGCGACAGCAACUGGAGGACAAGGACCUGGAGAUGUGUGCACAGAACGUGAAGUUAGAACAGCUGGAGGCGGAGCUGCUGGACCUGUCGUCCCAGGAGACCAAGGACGAGGCAUCACUGUCCAAAGUGAAGAAGACGAUGCGUGACCUGGAGGCCAAGGUCAAAGACCAGGAAGAGGAGCUGGAUGAACAGGCCGGAACUAUACAGAUGCUGGAGCAGGCUAAGCUGCGUCUGGAGAUGGAAACAGAGAGACUGCGCCAGACACACUCCAAGGAGAUUGAGAGUAAAGACGAGGAGGUGGAGGAGAUCAGACAGUCCUGCAGUAAGAAGCUGAAGCAGAUAGAAGUCAGGCUGGAGGAGGAGUAUGAUGACAAACAGAAGGUCUUGCGUGAGAGGAGAGAACUGGAGACCAAGCUGCUGUCUUCCCAGGACCAGGUGAACCCCAGAGACGUGGAGACAGAGAAGAGACUGAGGAAGGAUCUGAAGCGAACCAAGGCCCUGCUGGCCGACGCCCAGAUCAUGCUGGACCACAUGAAGAACAACGCCCCCAGCAAGAGAGAGAUCGCCCAGCUCAAAAACCAGCUGGAGGAGUCAGAGUUCACCUGUGCGGCAGCAGUGAAGGCCCGUAAGUCUAUGGAGGUGGAGAUUGAGGACUUGCAUGUGCAGAUGGACGACAUCUCCAAAGCCAAACAGGCUCUGGAAGAGCAGUUGAGCAGGCUGCUGAGGGAGAAGAAUGAUCUGCAGUCUCGUAUGGAGGAGGACCAGGAGGAUAUGAACGAGCUCAUGAAGAAACACAAGUCAGCUGUCGUCCAGUCGACCCAGAACCUAGCCCAGAUCUCUGACCUACAAGCCCAGCUGGAGGAGGCCCUCAAGGAGAAGCAGGAUGUGCAGGAGAAGCUCUCGGCACUGCAGAGCCAGCUGGAGUUCCAGGAGACGUCUAUGGUGGAGAAGUCCCUGGUCAGCAGGCAGGAGGCCAAGAUCCGAGAGAUGGAGACCAGGAUGGAGUUUGAGAAAACACAGGUCAAACGCUUGGAGAGCCUGGUGGCCCGUCUGAAGGAGAACCUUGAGAAGCUAACAGAGGAGCGGGAUCACCGCAGCACCAGCGAGACACGGGAGAAGGAGCAGAACAAGCGGCUCCAGAGACAGAUCAGAGAUAUCAAGGAGGAGAUGGGAGAGCUGGCCAAGAAGGAGGGAGAGGCCAGCCGCAAGAAACAUGAGCUGGAAAUGGAUAUUGAAAGCUUUGAGGCAGCCAAUCAGAGCCUGCAGGCGGACCUUAAACUAGCCUUUAAGAGGAUUGGUGACCUCCAGGCCGCCAUCGAGGACGAGAUGGAGAGUGACGGCAACGAGGACCUCAUCAGCAGUUUACAAGACAUGGUGACAAAGUAUCAGAAAAGAAGGAACAAAACUGAGGGAAACUCAUCUGACUCAGAGAUUGAAGACUGUGUGGACGGGGUCAAGUCCUGGCUGUCCAAAAACAAGCGAUCUACCAAGAACCUCUCAGAUGACGGCAGCCUCAAGAGCUCCAGUCCCCCUAGCCGAAGACGUUUCUGCUUGGACAAAUCUGACGAAGAAGAGGAGGAAGAACAAAAAGAAGGUGGUGCGUCUCGAGGGUCCUACCGCUCCAGAUAUACACGUGGCAGCUACCUGAACAACAGUGACAGUGAAGACAAGCCCUCUGAGACAACGUAGUUAACACACACACCAGCUAACACACGCUGCAUGUUGAGAGGGCCCCAGUGGUGCACGAUUGGACACACUGUGCUGUUAUCACACACGUGCACACACUCACAACUACUCUGUUCUUCUAACCCUGCAACAUGGCAAUGAUACUAUGACUGUCAUUAUUAUUCUACUGUUACAAAACAGCUUGCAUUGCUAAGGUCUAGAGAAGGUGCCAUAGUACGUCAGUGUACAGUACACAACACCAAUGGUUUCUCUCGCUCUCCACUGGGCCAACCCUGUCUUAAUGUAUUUCACCAGUCACAUGUGACUGUGUGUCUCCAUCUUGGAUCUGGCCCCUCCAGUUGAACAGCACCUCCAUUAAUAAUGACUUGUCUUUCUUGUCUCUGCUAGCUGCAUGAGGACAGCUGCUGCUUGGCUAGAGCCAUCGUCUCCUCCUUCCUAGAUUUUAUCAUGAUCAUGGUUGUAACUGAGCCAAGGAACUGUAGCUAUGUUCCCUGAUGUUUUAUCACUGCAUUGGGAGACAAGAAAGAAAAGAAAAAAAGAAAAAAAGAGGGAGAAAAUAAAUACCAAAAGCCUUUGUUGCAACUAGGUGUGUACACUGUGUUAUUUCUUAUUUGCUCGUCCUGGUAAAAAAGACCAGAGUUUAUUUUUGGGAGAAGUGCUGUUGAUAUAAGUAGGGUCCUCUACAGCUGUGCUUAGAUUCUGUCUGCAGUGCCACGCUGCGCCACACCGAACAAAGACGCUUUCAUCGGCUCAUCUGCUUGUUUUUUAUUACUUGUUUUUGCAGGAUAAUAAUGUUUCCUAACAGGAAGACAACAGAAGAGAGCUGCAGCACCAAACUGCUUGUGAUGAAAGUUUAGUCCUUUCUCUUCUUUUUUAAAUCUUUUUGUUUUGAUGUUUGAAAUAAAAUUAGAAUUUGUUUUCAAGAGUGCUGCCAUCAAGAACAUGAUUUCCAGGAGGUUUGAGUGUAGUGUACCCUAUGAAAUGCUUUGUCUCAUUUUAUUUCAACUUGAAUUGAACUAAGUACUUUGCAGAAAUGCUUUUGGGGGAGGGUCUUUGGCUCAGCUGUUUUUUUUUCUCUGUCAUUGUGGUUGUUCUUAUGCUUUUCACUUGUUUUCUUCUCUCCAUUUGAUGUGCUUUGCUUUCCAAAGGGAAUGAUAUUCAACACCAUGCUUUAUGGUGGUUUGCCUUUAGUUUAUAUCUCCUUCAACACCCACGUUUUGACCAUACCAUACUGGAUUACACAUGGUGAGGAUUAGGUGUCCUCAACCAGCAUGUUAAAUCCACCACUCUGUAAACUGGAUAUAAUGCAUUCAAAUCCUUUUCAGUGUUUCUGAAGCCUAUUUGUCAUGUAGGAUUCAUCAGUAUUCUGUCCUGAACCAAUGCUACCCUUUAUAACAGCGCAACAGUUUAACCAGGAAGAUAUUAAAGACCCACGCUUUUACAGUUGCUUGGUGUUACAAUGAACCCUUCGGCUGUCUCUUUAGUAUUUAUGAAUUAGCAUUAAUGAAUUUAGCAGGCCUGCCAAAAUGUGUAUUAUCCAUCUGUACAUGGCAAGUGGGGCCGAAACGAUUUUGUUGAUACUCUGCGUGAAGGGAUAAGUUUGGUGUGAUUGUAUUACACAUGAUUUUUAAAGACACUCGUCUAUCACAUCCCCUUGUUCUCUAUGCCAGGGUUUCCCAAACUCGGUCCUGCCCCUGUGCCGGGUGCAUGUUUUGGUUUUUGCCCUAGCACUACACAGCGGAUUCAAAUAACCAAAGCUUGAUGAUGAGUUGGUUAUUUGAAUCCACUGUGUAGUGCAUGGGCAAAAACCUAAACCAGGACCGAGUUUGGGAAACCCUGCUCUAUGCAGUCAACGUGACUUUUAAAAGGAAUUUUAAACUGUUUUAUGAUGUCGUUGUAUGAUACUCUUAAACCUGAGUCAUCAUAAAACACCUGGGGGAAAAAAUGAAAACAAAGAAAUUAGUGAACAUAACAUUGCUGACUGUACACAUUAAUAUUUAUAUAUAUAAAUAUCUGUAUUGAUUCAUAUUAGCUUUCAAAAUAGCUCAUGUUUAUUUUCGUUAUUGAACAAAAUGACCACUUGUUAUAAGUAAUAAUUUUGCAUUACAGUUUAAUAUAUUGUAAAUAAAUGACGACUCCAGACUGU